Dibothriocephalus latus is the source of this 231-nucleotide messenger RNA. The record is from the annotation of a GenBank genome assembly. NCBI's taxonomy places the organism in Eukaryota, Metazoa, Platyhelminthes, Cestoda, Diphyllobothriidea, Diphyllobothriidae.
ACGCUGCAGUAUCUGGCCGCACCGAUGAUGGACGCUGGCACUGGGAACACCACUACCACCACCAACGCCACCUCGUCUGCAGUGACACCGAGCGUCGCCGACGGUCUGGUGGCGGGUAAACUGCUGAACCAGGUCUUUGCUGCGGCUGCACUCAACCCCCUAGUCGAGAGGCAACUCUCCACGAGUGGAGAACAGGCUCUGGAUAUGUCGGUGAGUACUGUCUUCCACUAG